GUUUUAAGAGAUGACGGCUACACAUAAAGCUUUUAUGUUUAAAAACUUAAGGUAAUGAAGCAACAAUGUGAUGAUGGUUUACACUUUCAUUGUCAUUUCCAAAGACGCCGAUUUAUUCUAACUUGGAUUUUAAUAUUUUGAAGAAAAAUUAUGAAAGUGUCGAUUUCAAUUUUAUGUUGAUUGUUUAUCAUUAAUCCAAGACGCACCAAUUCUGUAGAAGAAAGGAGAGUUAAUACGGAAGAAAAAAUAUAGAUAUUAUGUUAAUAGGGCACCAAUAGCCGUGGAGACUGACUCACGUAGCGAAGAUACACUAAAAGGAGAGCGCUAGGCAAUAGUCUGCUAAGUAGGCUCAGGAGAUGCCAGUAUUGUACGAGACCAUGGGACACACAUUAUGGCAGCAAACGCGCACCAGAGCGGUGUUAGAGUUUUACUUCGCGAAUUUUUAAAAUAAGAUCUUCUGUUUUCAUCCUUUGUACAGCUAAACGAUUUGUAUGCAAUUUUUGUGUUCCGGAUAUUCAGUGAUGAGAAGAAAAUGAAGAACAUGUCACAGUUGCUGGAUGUUUUGGUGCUUUUUAAUCGCGACAAAGUUUCGAGUCUUUAUACUCUAGCGGAUGGACCGUGUACUCCGCUUAAUCGGAUAAACUGUCUUUAAUACAUUGACAAAUGGAAAUACGAGAUGUCAGCCAGGUACGCCUGCUAGAUGGCUGGACGUCAACUGAUACCUCCAGCCGAAGGGUCAAAGGGGUCAAAGACCAGGGUACGCGUCAUAAUAGACCCCCACAGGAACCACGCUACGCCAAGGACGAUCUAACUCUUGUCAGCCCUCCGUAUUCAAAAUACCUGUGUCGGACUAACCAGGACGGCCGCUGUGGGACCUGCUGGAGUAGGGACCAAGAGAAACUCGUCCAAUCUCAAUACCCCUCCCACCACGAAGAUAGUGGCGAUAAUAUACUCUGCUAUAGCCGUAGUGAUCCGACUAGUUCUCUAGCUGGGUAUUCCCCAACAACCGGUUGUGUUACCACCUUUCCAUAUACUAAUAAUACGCCUCAGCCUCCCAGUCACGCCUGGAGCCACCCGUGUAAUUGUCAAAGUCAAGCACUGUGUUGGUGUGGUAGUAGAAUUAAAAUGUUCCGGACGUUAGGGAGAAUGCUAUUUUUGUGUGUACUUGUAACGUGUUUUGUGUACAUUGUUGGAUUAAAAAAAGCGAAGUUACCGCCAGAUAGUGGAAAUUCCGAGGAUGGAGAUAGGCCGGCUAGUGUACGUCUCGGAGGACCUGACCGUCUGCUGCUGGAACCCAACAUAUACAAACCAAUUGCUUUAGAAGAAUUCGAAAGAAAUAUACUAGACUUGAGGACGCAUUAUGACGUCAUACGAAUGUUUCUUGUAAAUAGGAGCCUAUCAGACGACGCUAUCACGAAACUGAUUGAUAAAGAAGAGAAUUCUGACGUCAUUGAUGACGUAGGAUCACAAAAGAGAGACUAUGAUUAUUAUAACGACGAAUGGGAUUAUAAUGAUGAAGAGCGCGUAGUGAUGCAGAAAGCCUUGGACCAUUAUGAGGAGAUAAAGACGGGACCAUUAGGCGAGUGCAGUCAACCCCGUCCGGAAAUAGUACGGGUCAGAGAUUUCACGGGAGACGCCCACAAAAUGUAUAUCCCGAAAUUUACAGUGAUACACAAAUGUCGAAAUGUGACAGGAUGCUGUUGGUUUGAUUCUCAAGAAUGUCGUCCGCUUAAUGUCCAAAUUGUCUGGAAACCUUUUAUCACGGUAAAUUAUAAUAUGGAUGACGACACGGUAGAAAAAAGCACGGACAGCGUCGAGUGGGUGCUAUUUGAAAAUCACACCCAUUGUUCCUGUCAGAACCUCAACCCUUUGCCUGAAUGCACAGCCAGAUGUCCACACCCGUUUUUUAUGUCACGGCCUCACCAGGAAUGUAUCUGUGACUGUAAGAAAAACUCGAUACACUGUAACAAGAUCAAGUACGGCAUGGCACCCCUAAAACACAGAGAGUUUGAAUGUGUCAAGCGGAAUGAAUGUAUGCAGCCGUCCUGUGCGGGAGGUCGUUUUGACAUGAGAAAGGGAUUUUGUGAAGGAGUUGAAAAUAAUGAUUUGCCUAUACUUCAUCUACUGGAGGAAGAACGUCACAGUCCGAGGUACCCCGGACGUCGGUAGUACUCGCACCUCACACCCCAGAAGUCCGUCUACCUCAUCAUCCAUCUCCGAAAUCCAAGGGUUUUACCUUCGAUACACUUAUCUUUCUACACUCAUGGAAGGUUUUAUUUUUAAAUCCAAGGCUCUAUGUUAGAUAUUUGAUUGGGUAGAUAUAAAAAAAAAAUGACCAAUUGCCUAGACGAUACCAAUCUCUUAAAUGUUGUAAUUCAUAUGUACAAGUAUGCUGUUGUGCGAUUCCAUUUGUCUUUAACAAAGAGACAAAAUAACUAGUCAAGUCGUGUCAAUGUGUCGCGUACGGGGCAUCUAUACACACAAGGGUGCAGUUCAGAUAAGGUAUAUAUAGAGAUAAACCCUUGGAUUCCGAAGAUGCCAAACACCAAUCAUUAGCAUUGUGACAUCGUAUUAUGAAGCAUUUACUAUGUAUGUGUGAUGUCUUGUGGCUUACAGCCUGUUAAAACUCAACAUGUGCUAUAUGUCAAGUCAGUCGAUAUUUAAUAUGAAAUUGUGAUUAUGAAACAUUUAAUUUAUUUCCUGUCAAUAUCAAUCAAAAACAAAAGUAUAGAUUUCUCCUCGUGUUGUUUUUGUUGGAGAAGUAGUUUUGGAACAGUCUUUCAUAGUUGUCUCCCCUGACGAGAUUCAGGAAUUAAAUGACAACAAUGCUUUCUAUUGACAAAUAUGAAAGUGAACUUGCUUUUGUUAUCGCGAUUUAUAGACAAACAUUAACUGGUGUAGGAGAACAUUCAUCAAUUAUUUUAGAGAGUUGUCGUUCACUAACGGUUGACAGUGGGGUUUCUCCAGUUACCUCCCCUUCGUAGGCGAUAUUAGACCCACAAGAUCCCCCCCCCUCCCCCCC
This is a messenger RNA of Pecten maximus, 3022 nucleotides long. RefSeq lists its product as uncharacterized. Bases 664 to 2169 code for a protein of 501 amino acids. Gene Ontology annotation, cellular component: membrane. The record is from RefSeq and is a predicted model, not a curated record. The transcript has 7 exons. Gene Ontology annotation, molecular function: growth factor activity. Lineage: Eukaryota; Metazoa; Mollusca; Bivalvia; Pectinida; Pectinidae.